AUGUUACCAACCAUAGUUUUGAUAACUGGUGCAAAUCGGCGCUUAGGUAAAGGACUUCUAGAACGCUUCUUAGCAUUACCGAAUCACAUAGUGAUUGCGGCAACUCGUGAUACAUCCCAUAAGAUUUCGAAAAAGCUCGCCGAUUUGCCGAAAGGCUCCGGGAGUGGUUUAAUUGUCGUCAAAAUUGAUGACUCGAUCGAACAAGAUGCAUUUGACGUCGUCCAAGAACUCCAGGACCAGCAUAACAUCCAACACAUCGAUAUCGUUAUUACAAACGUAGGCGUUUCCAGCAUGACCUUUGUUGCAAAAAUCAAAGGAUCCUAUUUCACGCCUGUGGGCUCUCCGGCCGGGGCAAUUGCACAUCAACCUCCAAUCAGGAAUGCUGCAUAUGGACCAACAAAGGCUGCUGUUAACUGGCUUACUGUUCGAAUCCAUGUUAAGAACGACUGGCUAAAUGCCGUUGUUAUGGUCCCUGGAUGGGUCGCAACCGAGCUAGGCUAUGAAGGCGCAAAAGGUCUUGAUAAGAGUAAUAUGAUUCAUAACUGA
Molecule: messenger RNA, 546 nt
Organism: Botrytis porri
Lineage: Eukaryota; Fungi; Ascomycota; Leotiomycetes; Helotiales; Sclerotiniaceae
Exons: 4
Coding region: 1-546 (181 amino acids)
Source: RefSeq, a predicted model, not a curated record